AUGCUUUGUUGGUAUCUUCCUUUCUUUUUUCCUUUCUUUUUUCCUUUCUUUCUUUCUUUCUUUCUUUCAUUUAUUUCUUUGCAUUUCUAUAUUUCGUUCUUUCUUUUUUUCUCUCAAUCUCUUUCUUUCCUUCCUUCUUUCUUUUUUCUUUCUUUCUUUCCUUCUUUCCUUUGUUCUUUCUUUGCAUUUCUAUAUUUCCUUCUUUCUUUCUAUCAGUUUAACUUUAUCUUCUUUUUGCAUUGUCUUCGUUUAUUUUUUCAUUCCUUCUUUCUUUCUUUCUUUCUAUUGCUAUAUUUCCUUCUUUUUUUUCUAUCAAUUCAACUUUAUCUUCUUUUUGAAUUCAUUUUCUUUCCCUCUUUCUUUCUUUCUUUUUCUUUCCUUCUUUUUUUUUUCUUUAUUUGCAUUUCUAUAUUUCGUUCUUACUCUCUUUCUAUCAAUUUAAUCUUUUUUCUUUUUUGCAUUCUCUUUCUUUCAUUCUUUCUUUCUUUUUUCUCUCUUUUUUGCAUUUCUUUGCUUUUCUAUAUUUCCUUCUUUCUUUAUUCCUAUCAAUUUAAUUUCUUUUUUACAUUUUCUUCCUUCCUUUCUUUCUUUCUUUCUUUCUUUCUUUCUUUCUUUCUUUCUUUCUCACGAGACGAUUCGUUGAAUGACGGCUUAAAAAUCAAUUUUUUUUCUUUCUUUCUUUCUUUCUUUCUUUCUUUCUUUCUUUCUUUCUUUCUUUUAUCGACAUGA
This is a messenger RNA of Acanthosepion pharaonis, 729 nucleotides long. The record is from the annotation of a GenBank genome assembly. Lineage: Eukaryota; Metazoa; Mollusca; Cephalopoda; Sepiida; Sepiidae.